This is a messenger RNA of Symbiodinium natans, 699 nucleotides long. Lineage: Eukaryota; Dinophyceae; Suessiales; Symbiodiniaceae. The record is from the annotation of a GenBank genome assembly.
AUGGCCUGGUCUGCCAGUGAGAUCCGCGAGUGGGCAAGCCGCGAGGCCUUGACCGGUCGAGUUCUCACCAAGGCCGAGGACCUGGCCGAAGAAGGCGGCUUGGCGGUGCUCACAGAUGAGUGGCUGCGCCGCAAUGGGGUUGUGAUGCUGCCGGUCCGCAACCGCAUCCUGUUGGCGGCACACGUGGCCUUGAACCCGAACAAGCCCAAAGCGUUCAGGUUCGGGAGGGUCGAUACAGUGACGUAUGACUACGUAGCCCCGGAGUACCCGGAGUUCCUCUUGGCCCCACCGAGCCGGCCAAGAAGGGACAAUGCAUCCGAAGCCACGGCCCUGCGAGACGCCCUCGCAAACACUGCAGCCAACGAGGAUGACUCCGACGAGGAUGACUCCGACGAGGAAGAGACAGCCAAGGAUGAGACAGAGCCUGAGGCCAACAUGAAUGUGCGUGAAGUGAGCGAGGCUGCACACAAUCAGGCUAGCAACCGUUUCACCCCGCAGCCGCAGCGCCCAGCGCUUUUGGCGGCACCCGGCCAGUUCAGCAUGCGAGAGAAAGUCGAAGUACCGCAAGUGACGCAGCAAGUGCCUACUUGCGAAGGGUCUUUUUGGUGGAGUUUGAUCCACCAGACGUUUCAAUGCUUCACCGCCGAGAUGGCUGUGCAAGCUUCGAUGAAUGGGACGCCAAGACGGGUCCAUGCAUGA